AUGUUCUCAACAAUCCAGCCCGACGAGGUUUCCUUUCCUCUCUCCAACCAACCACGCAUUCCUAACCCCACAGUAGACCUUGAAAUGCAUACUGGGUCUAACGAAGUUCAAAUCCUGGAUACCAGGGGCGACGAUAUACAGUCUGACGUUAUACAGCCUAACGAAGACAAGUGUUCACCCAAUGAUGAAACUAUUAGUUUCCCAACACCCGACCGACCUUCAGAACAAACCCAAAGUGUUUGGAACCCAUAUAAGAACAGAUUCAGAUUGCUAGCAGCUUGCUCCACUGCAUUUGCAGGUGGAAUGAGCGACUCUGCCCCUGGAGCACUAAUUGCUAGCAUUGAAAAAGACUAUAAUAUCGACUAUGGCACCGUCUCUGUUAUUUUUGUAUGUAAUGCACUCGGUUUUAUCGCGGCUGCGUUCUUCAUCGGCACUUUGUCUCAGAAAACCGGAAGUGCGAAAGUUUUGAUUAUCGCUGAAGCCUUGUUGAUUCUGGGAUACGCGGUCAUUGUUAUCACCCCGCCGUUUCCUGCCGUGGCUGCAUCAUUCUUCUUUCUCGGCGUUGGUGCGGCGAUAAAUCUUGCGAUCGGCCAAGUCUUCUGCUCAAAUUUAGCAAGCAAUACAGGAGUUCUCGGGGCCUACCAGGGCUCAUAUGGAAUCGGUGGCAUCAGUGGUCCUUUGGUUGCGACCACAUUCAUAUCCUCAGGAAGGUUAUGGUCGCGAUUCUACGUUAUUGAAUUAGGACUUGCGGCGUUCAAUCUCGUCUUCUGCGCCUGGGCCUUUUGGAACUACGAACUUAAAUCAGGUUCAGAUUUUUCAUCAGCGACUGAUGACCAGUUUAAUGAUGGUCAUCAUGAGUCGGCAACUCGUCGGUUUAGUCAAAGAAAAUGGCAAUCUUUCAAGGUACUCGUCUCAAACAGGCCAACAAUUCUAGGCGCAUGCUUUAUUUUUGCGUAUCAAGGUGCCGAGGUUGCGAUCUCUGGCUGGGUUAUCUCCUUCCUCGUACAAUUCCGCCACGGUGAUCCAAGUAAAGUUGGAUUCGUCACAGCUGGCUUCUGGGGUGGCAUAACACUUGGCCAUCGAGUUGGGGAACGGCUAUUUAUAUUUAUCGUCACUGCUGGAGCUUUGGUUCUCGAACUUCUCAUUUGGUUUGUGCCAUCAAUAGUAGGUAACUCGGUCGCCGUGGCCUUUUCCGGUUUACUCCUGGGUCCUGUCUAUCCGUGUGCGACGCAUAUUUUCCAACGUCUCAUACCUCGCAAAAUGUUAAUCUCGUCGCUGUCGCUCAUUGGAUCUGUCGGAAGUUCCGGUGGUGCUAUAGCUCCGUUCAUGACCGGGAUGAUUGCGCAACGCGCUGGCACAUUUGUAUUACAUCCGAUCUGCAUCGGGCUCUUUAUUUGCAUGGGGGGGAGCCUGGUGGCUACUUCCGGAACCGGAGAAGAGAUCAGAAUGAUAUUUCAAACUUGA
Penicillium waksmanii is the source of this 1464-nucleotide messenger RNA. Its product is annotated as MFS general substrate transporter. Bases 1 to 1464 code for a protein of 487 amino acids. The transcript is spliced from 5 exons. Lineage: Eukaryota; Fungi; Ascomycota; Eurotiomycetes; Eurotiales; Aspergillaceae. Gene Ontology annotation, cellular component: membrane. Gene Ontology annotation, biological process: transmembrane transport. Gene Ontology annotation, molecular function: transmembrane transporter activity. The record is from RefSeq and is a predicted model, not a curated record.